UCCUGCAGUCUUACAGUGUCUUUGCUCUGACGGCGACCGCGCGCCUCGGGAACCUUUUGUAGAAUUAUAUUCUCUGGAAGAUGUGAGUGUCCACACAGCACAAGAGGAUGCAAGGCAAUACAUGCCAUAGGAUGUCCUUCCACCCAGGAAGAGGAUGUCCCCGAGGGCGAGGAGGACAUGGAGCCAGACCCUCGGCACCAGCCUUCCGCCCCCAGAAUCUGAGGCUGCUCCACCCUCAACAGCCGCCCGCGCAAUAUCAAUAUGAACCGCCCAGUGCCCCCUCCACCACCUUCUCAAACUCUGCGGCCCCCAACUUCCUGCCCCCGCGCCCAGACUUCGUACCCUUCCCCCCGCCCAUGCCUCCGUCAGCACAGGGCCCUCUGCCCCCCUGCCCAGUCAGGCCCCCCUUCCCAAACCACCAGAUGCGGCACCCGUUCCCGGUGCCCCCCUGCUUCCCCCCCAUGCCUCCCCCUGUGCCCUGUCCCAACAAUCCCCCGGCCCCUGGAGCCCCUCCGGGGCAAAACUCUUACCCCUUUCUGAUGCCCCCUCCUUCCAUGCCUCACCCACCACCCCCUCCGGUCAUGCCCCAGCAGGUCAACUACCAGUACCCCCCAGGAUACUCCCACCACAACUUCCCGCCUCCCAGUUUCAGCAGCUUCCAGAACAACACCAGCUCCUUCCCCACCAGCGCCAACAACGGCAGCAGCCCACAUUUCAGACACCUCCCUCCGUACCCGCUGGCCAAGGCCCCCAGCGAGAGAAGGUCCCCAGAGCGGCUGAAGCACUAUGAGGACCACAGGCACCGCGAUCACAGCCACGGGCGAGGCGAGAGGCACCGGUCCCUGGAUCGGCGGGAGCGAGGCCGCAGCCCGGAUCGGAGGAGGCAGGACAGCCGCUACCGCGCUGACCAUGACCGGGGGAGGACGCCCUCUCGCCACCGCAGCUACGAGCGGAGCCGGGAGCGGGAGCGGGAGAGACACCGGCACCGGGAUAGCCGAAGGUCGCCGUCUUUGGAAAGACCCUUCAAGAAAGAGAACAAGCGACCUGGAAGGAGUUAUGGUUUGCCAGUUGUUCCCGACCCUGGAUGCACACCAGAAUUACCUGGGGAGAUUACUAAAAAUACAGAUUCUUGGGCCCCAGCCCCGGAGACUGUGGAUCAUCGCUCCCCAAGUAAGGAGAAGAAGAGGACUCGUUGGGAAGACGAAAAAGAGAGAUGGAGUGACAACCCUAGCUCUGGCAAAGAGAAGCUGUAUCCCUCCCUCAAGGAGAAGGAGCCGGAGGAGACGCUGCCUGACAAAAAUGAGGAGGAGGAGGAGGAACUGCUUAAACCGGUGUGGAUUCGCUGCACCCACUCAGAAAACUACUACUCGAGUGACCCCAUGGAUCAGGUGGGAGACUCCACUGUUGUUGGAACUAGUAGGCUGCGGGACUUAUAUGACAAAUUUGAGGAGGAGUUGGGGAGCAGGCAAGAAAAAGCCAAAGCUGCCCGACCACCCUGGGAGCCUCCCAAGACGAAGCUAGAUGAAGAUUUAGAGAGCUCCAGUGAGUCCGAGUGUGAGUCCGACGCGGAGAGCACCUGCUCCAGCAGCUCCGACUCGGAAGUGUUUGACGUCAUCGCAGAAAUCAAGCGUAAAAAGGCCCAUCCCGACCGACUCCACGAUGAGCUCUGGUACAACGACCCCGGCCAGGCCAUCAAACCCUGUCGUCCUAUGACCAACAAUGCUGGCCGGCUUUCCCACUAUCGGAUCACAGUCUCCCCACCCACAAACUUCCUGACCGACCGGCCAACCGUCAUAGAAUACGAUGACCACGAGUAUAUCUUCGAAGGGUUUUCCAUGUUUGCACAUGCUCCCCUGACCAAUAUCCCACUGUGUAAAGUGAUUCGAUUCAACAUAGACUACACGAUUCAUUUCAUUGAAGAGAUGAUGCCCGAGUACUUCAGCAUUGUGUUCAUGUUUUCCUCACCAGAUCUCAUCUCCUGGCAGCAGGAGGCCUUGCCCCUCGUGUCCGAGAACCUGCCUUUGAGCUGGUACGGAGGCAAGGAGGUGCUGUCCAUGCACCAGAUCCUCCUCUACCUGCUGCGCUGCAGCAAAGCCCUGGUGCCCGAGGAGGAGAUCGCCAACAUGCUUCAGUGGGAGGAGCUGGAGUGGCAGAAGUACGCGGAGGAAUGCAAAGGCAUGAUCGUCACCAACCCCGGCACGAAACCAAAUUCUGUCCGCAUCGAUCAACUGGAUCGUGAACAGUUCAACCCCGACGUGAUUACUUUUCCAAUUAUCGUCCACUUUGGGAUACGCCCUGCACAGUUGAGUUAUGCAGGAGAUCCACACUGGGAAGCCCUCCAAAAAAUCCGACAGAAGAAUACAAUGAGGCGAGAAGUCACUGUGGAGCUGAGUAGCCAAGGGUUCUGGAAAACUGGCAUCCGCUCGGACGUCUGUCAGCAUGCAAUGAUGUUGCCAGUUCUGACCCAUCAUAUCCGGUACCAUCAGUGCCUGAUGCACCUGGAUAAACUGAUAGGAUAUACUUUCCAGGAUCGUUGUCUGUUACAGCUGGCCAUGACCCAUCCGAGUCAUCACUUAAAUUUCGGGAUGAAUCCUGAUCAUGCCAGGAAUUCGUUGUCUAACUGUGGGAUCCGGCAGCCCAAAUACGGAGACAGAAAAGUUCAUCACAUGCACAUGCGGAAAAAAGGAAUAAACACCUUAAUAAAUAUUAUGUCACGCCUUGGCCAAGAUGACCCAACUCCUUCAAGGAUUAACCACAACGAGCGCUUGGAGUUCCUGGGAGAUGCUGUGGUUGAGUUUCUGACCAGCGUCCACCUGUACUAUUUGUUCCCUAGUCUGGAGGAAGGAGGCUUAGCGACCUAUCGGACUGCCAUCGUGCAGAAUCAACACCUGGCCAUGCUCGCGAAGAAACUUGAGCUGGACCGAUUUAUGCUCUAUGCUCACGGACCUGACCUGUGCAGAGAGUCAGACCUUCGGCACGCAAUGGCUAAUUGUUUUGAAGCGUUGAUAGGAGCUGUGUACCUGGAGGGAAGCCUGGAGGAAGCCAAGCAGUUGUUUGGACGUCUGCUCUUUAAUGAUCAGGACCUGCGAGAAGUCUGGCUCAAUUAUCCUCUCCACCCACUCCAACUGCAAGAGCCGAACACUGACCGACAGCUUGUCGAGACGUCUCCCGUUCUGCAGAAGCUUACUGAGUUUGAAGAUGCUAUUGGGGUCCUCUUCACCCAUGUGAGACUUCUGGCCCGAGCCUUUACCUUGAGAACUGUGGGAUUUAACCAUCUGACCCUGGGCCACAAUCAGAGGAUGGAAUUUCUGGGUGACUCCAUAAUGCAGCUGGUGGCUACAGAGUACUUGUUCAUUCACUUCCCAGACCAUCACGAAGGGCACUUAACUUUGCUGCGGAGCUCUCUGGUGAACAACCGGACCCAAGCCAAGGUGGCCGAGGAGCUCGGCAUGCAGGAGUACGCCAUAACCAACGACAAGACCAAGAGGCCCGUGGCCCUCAGGACCAAGACCUUGGCCGACCUUUUGGAAUCAUUCAUUGCCGCACUCUACAUUGAUAAGGAUUUGGAGUAUGUUCACACCUUCAUGAACGUCUGCUUCUUCCCACGGUUAAAAGAGUUCAUUUUGAAUCAGGACUGGAACGACCCCAAAUCCCAGCUUCAGCAGUGUUGCCUGACACUUAGGACGGAAGGAAAGGAGCCAGACAUCCCUCUGUACAAGACCCUGCAGACCGUGGGGCCAUCCCAUGCCCGGACCUACACGGUGGCCGUUUACUUCAAGGGAGAAAGAAUAGGCUGCGGGAAAGGACCGAGCAUUCAGCAAGCAGAAAUGGGAGCCGCGAUGGAUGCACUUGAAAAAUAUAACUUUCCCCAGAUGGCUCAUCAGAAGCGGUUCAUUGAACGGAAGUACAGACAAGAGCUAAAGGAAAUGCGGUGGGAAAGAGAACAUCAAGAGAGGGAACCGGAUGAGGCCGAGGACGUCAAGAAAUGAAGACGGCCCCGAAGCGGCCCCGCUCCCUGGCCUCAGCCUGCCGGGUUUUCCUCGGGACGGGUGUCCCGGGACUAAACGCCAAGGCCUGGCUAGUGUGGUUCUGUCUAAUGCUCAGUUUCCAACAGGUUGGUCUUCCCCAGAAAACAUUUCAUAUCUCUCUCAUUCAACUUCACCUUGGCGGAUGCCCCUCGUCCCUCUGACUUUGCUCAUUCAACGAACAACGUAAGAAAACAGCUUCUGUAUGGAAUAGAUGCUUUUUUCUUUUUGUUGUUUUCCCUCCUGAUCAUGUUCUCUGACGGUGACCUCCGAUUUCCGCCCGAUCAGGGAAGCAUUCAUUUCACCCGAUAGUUCGAAGAGGAGCCCUGGCGGCAUGGCAGUUAUGUGUUGGGCUGCUAACCAAAGUACAGCAGUUCGAACCCA
This is a messenger RNA of Echinops telfairi (small Madagascar hedgehog), 4409 nucleotides long. RefSeq names its product drosha ribonuclease III (gene DROSHA). The record is from RefSeq and is a predicted model, not a curated record. The transcript has 32 exons. Gene Ontology annotation, biological process: pre-miRNA processing; regulation of gene expression; rRNA processing. Gene Ontology annotation, molecular function: ribonuclease III activity; double-stranded RNA binding. Lineage: Eukaryota; Metazoa; Chordata; Mammalia; Afrosoricida; Tenrecidae. Gene Ontology annotation, cellular component: nucleus. Bases 108 to 3989 code for a protein of 1293 amino acids.